AUGGAAGGUGCUGGGCACUGGGACCGCUGCGCUGUCGCGCAGGGCCGCUGGGAGUGGGACACCGACGGCGAGGUGAGGUGGCUGCAAGGCUUGCAGAAGCAAGAGCUAGCAAGGCGGAGUUCUGGGGAGUCAUUUGCUGAUUCAGAACUGCAACUGCAGGUGGCAGAGAAGGAACAGCGUGUGCAGGCGUGGUCUGCGUUGUUGAGCUCAAUCCUGAGGCAAAUAGUGGCCAAAGUCAUUGGGGAGCUGCAGGAGCGUUUGAAUAGCGAGGAAAAGCGCCGACGAGAGACCGAAAGCCUGGUCGCAGACCGUGAUGGGCAGCUGCGACACUUGCGGGAACGCCUGAGCAACGAAGAAGAGGAGCGAGUUCGACGCGAGCAGAAGGUUCUACAGUAUGAAGGCGACCUGAGGGACUCCAAACUCGAGAAGAGCGAAGUGAUGACCCGUCUAUCCGCGAAGGAGUCGCAGAUCGUGGAGCUGCAGCGGCAGCUCGCGGAGGAGCUGACGCAACGCCAGGCUGCCCAAAAGCAGCUCGUGGAAAAGGAGCGCUUGCUCAAAGACGCCUGGAGCCGCGAAGAGCCCAUCGACAGGCUGUCGGCCCAGCAAGCCAUCCAAGAGCAAGUCAUCGAAAAGGAGCGGGAGGUGUGCAGCUUGCAGCAGCAACUGGCGGAUGAGCUUUCCAAACGCCAAGCAGUACAGUACCAGAUCAUUGAGAAAGAUCGUGUGAUCUGCGAGCUGCAGACACAGAAUCGCGGCAGCAGAAAACUAUCCGGCUUGAUGAAACAUCCUGCAACGAGUGCUUCUUGUCGCCGCCACCUUGACAAAAGUGCUACUUUAACCUAUACAUAA
This is a messenger RNA of Durusdinium trenchii, 849 nucleotides long. The record is from the annotation of a GenBank genome assembly. Lineage: Eukaryota; Dinophyceae; Suessiales; Symbiodiniaceae.